AUGGCCGAGGGCGUCGAGAAUAGGACACUUGCCGAAUUAAAGGCACUUUUGGCCAAACACAAGCUUCCUACCACCGGAAAACGGGCUGAACUUGUGGAAAGAUACUUGGAAUUUGUCAAAGAGUCUGGAGAGGCCGCAGAGGGACCUUCCGAUGCUCCAGAGGAGCCUCUAAAGGCCGAAGCUACGACCCUAGAAGAAGGUGAAGUCCCAAGUGAUGUUACAAAUUUGACUUUUGAAGAAAGAAUGAAAAUUAGAGCCGCUAGAUUUAACAUGGAGCCAUCGGAAAAGGAAAAGGCUGAAAUGAGAAAGCAAAGGUUCGGUCUUGAAACUAAAAGCGAAAAUAAAAAGAGAAGACGUGAAGAACGUCUCAAAAAGAAAAUGACACUUGUAGUUGACGAUGAAGAACUUGAAAGAAGAAAGAAGCGCCUAGAAAGGUUUGGAGCUGCUCAAGCGUAA
Messenger RNA from Theileria equi strain WA, 456 nucleotides. RefSeq lists its product as hypothetical. Gene Ontology annotation, biological process: poly(A)+ mRNA export from nucleus. The transcript is spliced from 2 exons. Bases 1 to 456 code for a protein of 151 amino acids. Gene Ontology annotation, cellular component: nucleus. The record is from RefSeq and is a predicted model, not a curated record. Lineage: Eukaryota; Apicomplexa; Aconoidasida; Piroplasmida; Theileriidae.